CUGGAGAUGCGCAAAGAACGAAAACUGGUCUUUUCGCAGUUAUGGACUCUGGUGAACUGUGGUACACAUAUGUUGUUUAUACAGUAUCGAGCAUGGUAUGUUUCCCAAAGCUGCCCGACAGUCUAUUAUUGCCUGUCAGAAACGAAAAAAUCGGCGAAAAUCAACAUUCGCAUCGACCAACGGAAGUUCACGGAAAGCAUUCUCUAGGAGUCCUCGAUCGCAAAGGUGGAGGUCCACAUCCGUGAUACAACCUAACUUUAGCGGAAGCUUUCAGUAUCGAUCGGACGGCAGCUGAUACUCUCGACGACGACGACGACGACGACGCAAGCUCGACUCGUGACGAGGAUCCAUCGAGGUAGAGGGGUAAUCAGUUUAUCCUCCCUCUCGUUGCCGCUGUUUGGUUCCUCCUCUCUUUCCUUUUGUUGCGGUCUUUCCCUCUUUUUCUCGCAUCCUCGCGAGGAAGAGGACGAGAAGUAGAAAAGAUGAGCGAUCAAGAGGAUCUCGACUACUACAUCAUGUUCCCGUCGUCUCCGUCGUUCCCGAAAACUCCCACGGUGACCACUGGGAGCCAGGAUCAGGGAGAGGAAUACGUGUUCGUGUACCAGGAGGAGCGGCCAGUUGUUGUGCUGCUAGGAUGGGCCGGCUGCAAGGACAGAUACUUGGCCAAGUACAGCGCGAUGUACGAGGAGAAAGGCUGUAUCACGCUACGGUACACGGCGCCGGUAGAAUGUCUAUUCUGGCGAAGGGACAAGAUGCCUUACAUCGGCAAACGAUUGAUCCAGGUGAUCACAGACAAAAGUUUAGAUCAGUACCCGAUAUUCUUUCACGUCUUCAGCAACGGUGGCGCGUUUCUCUACCAGCACGUAAGCCUUGCGAUGCAACAAGCUAACACGCCGUUGAAGGUGAAAGGUGUGAUAUUCGACAGUGCACCAGGUGAAAGAAGAUUGACUGCUCUCUUCAAAGCAAUCAGCGCGAUUAUCGGAGGACAUCCAGUUUUAAAUAUACCCAUGUCAUUCUUCAUUACGAUCUUCCUUUCUGUACUUUGGUUCUUCGAGGUGAUCGCGCACGCUUUUGGACUCGGUUAUCCAGUGCAAACGAAUCCGAUCGCUCUUGCAGAGGAAGCCUAUUCUUGGCCCCAAUUGUUUCUUUACUCAAACACCGACACUUUAAUACCAGCAUCGGAUGUUGAAAAGUUCGCCAGCCGACGCGCAGAACGUGGCGUUCGAGUGCAAUUGGUGCUCUUCACAAAUUCUCCGCACGUUAAGCAUUAUGCUACUUAUCCAGACGUCUACGUGAACACCGUCUGUAGUUUCAUGCAUGAAUGUUUGGGCUCGCCGAACUUAGGAAACCUGGACUCGCCUCAAGAUCACGGCGAAGAUAGCUCUCAAAGUUACGAUGCUCUGCCGGGUCUCACCAAGAGAGUUGUACUACCUCACAAGGCCGCUCCGCAAGUAAAUUAGAGAAAAAUCGCGUAUUGCGCGAUGUUGCAUGUAUGUACAUACGCCCAGGUGCGAUUUAAGUUUCUCGCGAUUAAGAGGAAGGGUAGGGAAGAAUAUUGGACAAACCUAAGGAAAGCCUAACACAGAACUUCCUGUCUUCGCAAGGAAACAACAUGGAUAAAUAAGGCAAAUAGUAGGAAAUUCCUUCUUCUACACUUUCCCUUAAUUAAAAGAAGCCUUAAUUGCACGAGAUUGAUGACUAUGUGCAAAAAGGUGGACAAACUGGAAGACCGAGAAGAUCGAAGUAUCAUUUGCUUUUGGACGGUGUUGGAUCUUGAUUAUUCAUAUUACUUUGUGAUCUAAUGAAUCAUUAAGUAAUACCAAUUGGCACAAACUGUAUUUUUGUAGAAUUGUUAAAGAUUUAUAAUGAGCUCGACUUCUCUAUUCUCCUUUUGUCCUCUUAUAUUUGUUUCGUAUUUCCUUCGUAUCUUCCAGUUUCUUCCCUUACCGUGUGUCCCUGAACGUCGAUGGUGCCUGAACUUUGCAAAUCGACAAAAUUGCGUUUCUUUUAGAAGAAAAUAAACACACAAUACAUUCGGUCUGUCGUUCAAUCGUGUACGAUUAUUAGGUGUACAAAUUGAUUCAGUGUCUUUUCUUUGUUAAUUAAAAGUUUAUUUUUAAAAAGGUAACUUCAACUAUUCGAAUAAUUAUCGUUGUUAUCAAAGGCUUGCGCUACAAAAUAGCGUAAUGCUAAAGGCAUCGAGUUACAAUUUGUACAUCUAAUGUUUUGAAUGUUUGAUGAAUGGAAUAACGUUGCGUAACACUCCCGAUUUCCUUGUUCGAAAUCCCGUAAUCUCGUGUAGUGAGUUAUCAAAGACUCUAGAUGCACUUGACAGCAAACUAAAAAGAAGAACUUAAAAUUAGAAACCUAGACGCUUGCUGAUACGAUUAAAGUGCGCACGAGAGAUAUACGUCAUUAAUUGAAAUUUCAAGGAAUAAUUAAUUUCGCGAUGUUUCAAUUGGGACGUAAUAACAAGUUCGCACAAAAGGAUCAAGCUGGUCUUGAUUUAGCUUUUGAUUUAAUUGCUGUGUAAUUAAGUAUCGAUGAAACGGAGGAAUUUUCUUGUAUCCUACACUAUCAAAUAAUGUUACGUCUGUGCAUAUACACAUAUGCGUGUAAACACACAAAUAUAUAAAUAUAUAUAUUUUGAUCUGUCGAUUAGUUAUGAAUAAAGACUGAUAAAUGUA
This is a messenger RNA of Osmia bicornis bicornis, 2687 nucleotides long. Its product is annotated as transmembrane protein 53. The transcript has 6 exons. The record is from RefSeq and is a predicted model, not a curated record. The coding region runs from base 483 to 1460 and encodes 325 amino acids. NCBI's taxonomy places the organism in Eukaryota, Metazoa, Arthropoda, Insecta, Hymenoptera, Megachilidae.